CCACCACCACCCACCAUGUCAGUACACGAGGCCAACGACGUUGAGCGCCUGCUCAAGCACGAGGAGACCCAGCUGUCGCGUCAAACAGAAGUAGAGCGCAUAAUGUCACUCAGUAUGCUCGAUCCCUUUGCCAUCCUCUCUCUCCCACUAACCUGCACGCCCCAGGACGUGAAGCUCGCAUACCGCUCUAAAUCCCGUCUCAUUCACCCAGACAAAACCACCCAUGCCAAUGCCCGCGAGGCGUUUGAGCGUCUUAAAAAGGCAGAAACAGAGCUGAUGGACGACGAAAAGCGCAAAUCCAUUCUCACAAUGGUCGACGAAGCGAAACGUGAACUUGCUGUCGAAUGGACCAAGGAGGUGGAAUCCGGAAAGCGCCAGGAAUUCGAUGUCGUGUCGAAGGAGUUUGAAAAGGCAGCAAUGGAAAAGUACCGUGCGAUCAUGGUUGAUAUUGAAUGGCGGAGGCGCCAGAGGGUGAAGCAGGAAAUGGCAGCAGAGGGCGCGGCAGCGAGCAAGAGGGAAGAGGAAGUCAAGGAGAAGAAGAGGAAGCGAGACGAGGAGAAGGCAUGGGAGGACAAACGUGAGGAGAGAGUUAGCAGCUGGAGAAACUUUCAGAAAAAGUCAAAAAAGAGCAAAAAGUCGAAAGGUGCAAAGAGCAGUGCAACACCGAGUUCCAAGUAGAUAUACAAUCA
Molecule: messenger RNA, 689 nt
Organism: Linderina pennispora
Lineage: Eukaryota; Fungi; Kickxellomycota; Kickxellomycetes; Kickxellales; Kickxellaceae
Exons: 1
Coding region: 16-678 (220 amino acids)
Source: RefSeq, a predicted model, not a curated record